Messenger RNA from Parathielavia appendiculata, 3121 nucleotides. Its product is annotated as MCM-domain-containing protein. Gene Ontology annotation, molecular function: ATP binding; ATP hydrolysis activity; single-stranded DNA helicase activity. Lineage: Eukaryota; Fungi; Ascomycota; Sordariomycetes; Sordariales; Chaetomiaceae. Gene Ontology annotation, biological process: double-strand break repair via break-induced replication; mitotic DNA replication initiation; DNA replication. The record is from RefSeq and is a predicted model, not a curated record. The transcript is spliced from 3 exons. The coding region runs from base 95 to 2851 and encodes 918 amino acids. Gene Ontology annotation, cellular component: MCM complex; nucleus.
CCCACCACAUUCGCUCGCUGCCAUCUCUCGCAAAACAAGCUCGACGACAUCUGGUCCCUCAUUUUUUUCCCCUACCGUCGUCAAAAACACCGUCAUGGAUACUUUAUUAUUUCAGAGGGACGAGGCCACGCGCGAUCGCGUCCGCCAGGCCCUGGAGUUUCUCGAUCCUCAUGACCAGCAUGCGCGGAGUUACCGACCAGACAUCAUCUUGAUGCUACAGAAGAACCAACGCAGACUUGUCGUUAACAUCGAUCAUGUCCGCGAGCACAACCCCGAGAUGGCUGAGGGGCUGCUCAGCAACCCCUUCGACUACACCUUGGCCUUCAACCAUGCCCUCAAGGAGAUCGUCAAGACAGUGCCUCAAGCGCGUCCAGACCAGGUGGACGCCGACGUGCUCUACUACUGCGCCUGGGCCGGCAGCUUCGGCCUCAACGCCUGCAACCCACGGACGCUGUCGUCGCAGCACCUGAACAGUAUGGUCUCAAUUGAGGGCAUCGUCACACGCUGCUCCCUGAUCCGCCCCAAGAUCGUCAAAAGUGUGCACUACACGGAAGAAACCCAAAAAUGGUAUUUCAAAGAGUACCGUGACCAGACCAUGACCAAGGGCGUCACCACGACCAGCGUCUACCCUACUGAAGACCAGGAGGGGAACCCCCUGAUGACCGAGUACGGCUUGUGCACGUACCGGGACCACCAGACCGUCUCAAUUCAGGAGAUGCCCGAGCGCGCGCCUGCAGGCCAGCUGCCCCGCGGUGUUGACGUAAUUCUCGACGACGACCUCGUCGACAGGGUCAAGCCGGGCGAUCGUGUUCAGCUGGUCGGCAUCUACAGGACAUUAGGUAACAGGAACACGAACCACAAUAGUGCCCUCUUCAAGACGGUUCUGCUGGCCAACAAUGUCGUGUUGCUUUCGAGCAAAUCCGGCGGCGGCAUCGCCACUGCCACCAUUACCGAUACCGACAUCCGGAAUAUCAACAAGAUCUCCAAAAAGCCCAAGCUGUUUGACCUGCUCUCGCAGUCUCUGGCGCCGAGUAUUUACGGCCACGAGUACAUCAAAAAGGCCAUCCUCUUGAUGCUCUUGGGGGGAAUGGAGAAGAACUUGGAGAACGGCACGCAUCUCAGAGGUGACAUCAACAUUUUGAUGGUUGGUGACCCUUCGACUGCCAAGUCUCAGCUGCUGCGAUUCGUGCUCAACACGGCUCCCCUGGCCAUCGCCACCACCGGUCGUGGUUCUUCAGGUGUCGGUCUGACGGCUGCUGUGACCUCGGACAAGGAGACGGGCGAGAGGCGGCUAGAGGCUGGUGCCAUGGUCAUGGCUGACCGUGGCGUCGUGUGCAUUGACGAGUUUGACAAGAUGUCGGACAUUGAUCGAGUGGCCAUCCACGAAGUAAUGGAGCAGCAGACAGUCACUAUCGCUAAGGCGGGCAUCCACACGUCCCUGAACGCCCGCUGCAGCGUCAUCGCCGCCGCCAACCCCAUCUUUGGGCAGUAUGAUACACACAAAGACCCACACAAGAACAUUGCCCUGCCGGAUUCUCUGCUGUCCCGUUUCGACCUUCUGUUCGUCGUCACGGACGACAUCGAGGAUACCAGGGACCGGCAAGUCUCAGAACACGUCUUGCGCAUGCACAGAUACCGGCAGCCGGGCACCGAAGAGGGCGCCCCGGUGCGCGAGAACGCAGGCCAGGCGCUCAACGUCGCUCUCAACCAACAAGCUGACUCGCAGCGACUGACUGAGGUGUACGAGAAGUACGACGCGAUGCUGCACGCGGGCGUCAAGGGCACGGGGCGGGGAGCCAACAAGAAGCCUGAGGUGCUGAGCAUCCCCUUCAUGAAGAAGUACAUCCAGUACGCCAAGACGCGUAUCAAGCCGGUCUUGACGCAGGAGGCGGCUGACCGGAUCGCCGACAUUUACGUCGGCCUGCGCAAUGACGACAUGGAGAGCAACCAGCGCAAAACCAGCCCUAUGACGGUGCGUACCCUUGAGACCCUCAUCCGUCUUGCCACGGCACACGCCAAGUCCCGUCUCUCCAACCGCGUCGAGGAGCGCGACGCCGCGGCAGCCGAGUCUAUCCUCCGGUUUGCGCUCUUCAAGGAAGUUGUCCAAGACGAGUCCCGCAGGAAGCGGCGCAAGACCCGGCCGCUCGAAGACGACAACGACGACAGCGACUCGGACGACUCAGAUGAUUCGGACGGCGACGAAGCGAACGACACAGCGAGCAGAAGCAGAGCUCACGCAAGCACCGCCCGCUCCGCCAGCGCUUCUCAGCGCGCCCGCAACAACGCCCGCCGCCGGCCGACCCGCAGACAAGGCAGCUCCCCGGACGGCGCAGACGGCGCAACACCCGACGAAGCACCAGAAGAACAAGAAGAGGAGGACGACAAGGGAGAAGAUAUCUACAACGCCACCCCGCGCCGCGCGAUACGCACCAACCGGUCCAUCGCCGCAGCCUCGUCCUCCCAGCCCUCGUUCCCCUCCUCCCUCCCAGCCUCCCAGCUCCGCACCCAAUCAUCCCGGACCCAGUCGCAACGAGACGACGAAGUCCUGGCCUCCAACACCGCCAACCUCACCGUGUCAGACGACGCCGAAGGCGACGAGGACGACGAAGAAGAGCAGCCCAUCAGCGAGCAGCGACUGGACGUGUUCCGGCGGGCGCUAGGCCAACUGCUCAACACGCCACUGUUCGAGGACGACUCGGCCGGCGUCGGGGAGCUGAUCGAGGCUGUGAAUCGGAGGAUUGGGGGUGGGCAGGAGAAGUUUGGGCGGGAGGAGGCGAUCAAGGCGCUGAAGGAGAUGGAUGGGCGGAAUCAGAUUAUGUAUACGGAUGGCGAGCUGGUUUAUAAGAUUUGAUGGUUGAGAAUGAGGGUGGAUGGGUUAUUUUUGUGUGGUGGUUACUGUGUCUGUUAUGAAUGGGACUGAUUAGGAGUUGUUCUCAGCAUCACAUGGUCAUCAUGGAUGUAGAUGGGUAGGUGAUACUCAAGGGUAGCGAUUUAUGAUACCGUUAUUCUCGGCUUGACGUGAGUAAUUAUGUGGCAGCUCAAGCGUGGUACAGGCGUCAUGCUCGCGGAAUGGGUGUUUGGGAGGAGGGAUGAGAACAAAGUUCGUUUCCGGCCUCAAACU